This is a messenger RNA of Iphiclides podalirius (scarce swallowtail), 201 nucleotides long. The record is from the annotation of a GenBank genome assembly. Lineage: Eukaryota; Metazoa; Arthropoda; Insecta; Lepidoptera; Papilionidae.
AUGAUGACCAAUGCUGAAAUGGAAGAGAAGCACAAAAGCAUCAGCACGACGAUAAACGCGCCCGAAAGCCAAUCGAUAGAGCUGAGCAAGCAGGAGUUCCCGAGUAAACAAUCUACGCUCAAGGCGAUAGUGACGAGGAACCCGAAGACCACGUUGAUAAAUGUGGCCCAAACAAACGUUGAAAUGAGCGGCUCGUCAUCC